AUGCCAGAUCCUUUGUUUCCGGCUGAAGGAGCGGCUGUUCUCGGAGUCGCCUCGUAUCUGGGAGAGACUGGGGCACGAAUGGCGAUGAUUGGAACCGGUUUCUUCAUGAUGAGCAUUUUCAUCUCAAUCAACGAUUGUGUACAUGCACGGAGUCUGUUGUUGCAUGGCAAACAUCAACUCGUCGCUACACUCGUCAAACCUCACAUUGAACUCCACGAUGGGAAAUGGUAUCAAAUCGGCUUUGUGUUCGGUGGAGACGAGAUUGAUAUAGAUUACAACACGAAAGUGAGUGGAUUCAAACGAAGAUUCGGCAAAGAUUUGUGUGCACAUUGGAAUUAUGCUGCUGAAUGGCUCUACUUCACGAUUCCGCCUCGCUUUCCACACGCCAAAGGUUGUUCAUCGUCUUCCAGGCCGGUGCAGAUUUUGGUUGGAUUGGAGACGAUUGGAGUCACGCAUGGGAAAGACGUUUAUAUCUUUGUUAAAGCUCAAUUCGAAUGCAAAUGGACGGUGAUGGAUCCCGAUCUGCGGCGUCGU
Molecule: messenger RNA, 534 nt
Organism: Mesorhabditis belari
Lineage: Eukaryota; Metazoa; Nematoda; Chromadorea; Rhabditida; Rhabditidae
Source: the annotation of a GenBank genome assembly